Molecule: messenger RNA, 4410 nt
Organism: Sus scrofa (pig)
Lineage: Eukaryota; Metazoa; Chordata; Mammalia; Artiodactyla; Suidae
Gene: NSMCE3
Product: NSE3 component of SMC5/6 complex
Biological process (GO): negative regulation of transcription by RNA polymerase II
Cellular component (GO): nucleus
Source: RefSeq, a predicted model, not a curated record
GCCCGUGGCCCCGCCCCGGGCCGCCGGGACCAGCUGCGCGCCUACCCGCAAUCUCGCAGCCGCCGGUUACUGUGAGUCCGCGCCGUCCGGGGCCCGCCGCCGCGAUAUGUCGCAAAAACCGAAGAGUCGCGGCCGCGCCGGCACCCAGGCAGAACGGGAGCGGGACUGGGGAGGAGGCGGCGGCGCAGAGGAGGUCCCGAGCACGUCCCGCGGGCCUUCCUCGCAGGGCGGCCGGCGGGCCGAGGCCUCCCCAGCGCCGGGGCCCCGGUCGCAGAAGCAGCUGGAGCUGAAGGUGGCCGAACUCGUGCAGUUCCUGCUGAUCAAGGACCAGAGGAAGAUCCCGAUCCGGCGCACCGACAUCCUGAAGCACGUGGUCGGAGACUAUAAAGACGUCCUCCCGGAGCUGCUCCGGCUGGCAGCCGAGCGCCUGGAGUACGUGUUCGGGUACCGGCUGGUAGAGCUGGAGCCCCGGAGCAACACCUACAUCCUGGUCAACACGCUGGAGCCGGUGGAGGAGGACGCCGAGGUGCGCGGCGACCAGGGCACACCUACCACCGGGUUGCUGAUGAUCGUGCUGGGGCUCAUCUUUAUGAAAGGCAACAGCAUCAAGGAGACGGAGGUCUGGGACUUUCUGCGGCGCCUCGGGGUGCACCCCACCAAGAAGCACCUGAUCUUCGGGGACCCCAAGAAGCUUAUAACCGAGGACUUCGUGCGGCAGAGGUAUCUGGAGUACCGGCGCAUCCCCCACACUGAUCCUGUGGACUACGAGCUCCAGUGGGGCCCACGCACCAACCUGGAGACCAGCAAGAUGAAGGUGCUCAAGUUCGUGGCCAAAGUCCACAAUCAGGACCCCAAGGACUGGCCGGCUCAGUACUGUGAGGCUCUGGCUGAGGAGGAGGCCAGGGCCAGACCCCCAACAGGUGGCCCAGCCCCUUCUUCUUGAAAUCUGAGAGACUCAGAGGGACUCCAGGGGGGGGUGGGGGGCGUGUGUGUGUGUGUGUGUGUGUGUGGUGUGUGUGCAUCUUUCUGCUAAAGCUUCAAUGUGCGUAGUUUUAGGAUGUGUUUGCCGACUUAUAUUGCAAGUUCCUUGGUUCCAAAUUUUCACCUAUAAAAAUAUUAACGGACGAUUUGUUUUGAUUUAUUGUCUGUGUUUUUUGGUAUAAAAAUCUCGCUAGCUUUCUAAAGCUAAUUGGAAAACUUUGUACCAUGAUCUGGAAAUAGAUAUUGAAGAAAGAACACGUCAGUAAGUUGCUUUGAUGUCAAGGAAAUAAAAGCACGAAAUGGCUCUUACCUGGCCUCUUGACGACCCCACUUUGAAAGGAACAAUAAAAGUCUAUAAAUUGAAACAAUAAAAGUCUAUAAAAUGUAAUUGCCUAUAUCCCUUUUUAAAUUUAGCAUAGCUACUUUUAGAAUGUAUUUUUUAUGUAUGUAAGCGUUAUGAAUCAUUCUAAGUAAUGUACAUGCUGUAUUUUUCCCAAAUAACUUUACCUCGAUAAUUACUACUAGGUUGUGUGGCUGACUUUUAGUUACAUUUAUUUUUUUCCUUUUUUGGCUACUAUAGUUACAAUAAAUACUGUGUUUUGAAGCAGCAUUGUGCAUUUUUUUAACCAUAAGUCGAGAAAUUAAUUUCAUGACUGAAAACAGGCAUCUUAACAAAAAACACUUUUUGCUACAUAGCAUUAAGGUAAAUAGUGUUUUGUGGAAAUUGUUUUAUUUGUGUAUGUGCAUAUCACGAUGUAAAAUGUAUUUCUUUCAGUGGGUUACAGAAAAGAUAAAGCCAUUAGUGAUUAACCAUGCCUACCUGGGAAGCAAACUAUCUGGAUUCAGAUUCUACUUCUGCAUAACUAGCUAUAUGAAUUAGGCAUGUUACUUAAGAUGUAUACAGAUUUUUCCUCACCUGUAAAGUGGGUUGAUGAUGCCUGUAUUGUGUGUGAUGUGAUACUUAGAUAUGGAAAUAUGUGUGAAGUUCUUGGCACAAUGCUGGGUGUGGGGGAUUUUAGUUGUUGCUCUGUUCCUUAAAAGUUUGUUUAAAUAUGUUUUUUAUUCUUGGUAUGGAGCAACAAAAAAAAAUUUUGAAGGUUUUCUUUCAUUAUCUAUUUAGUUUUCAAUUUGUCCUAUUAUUUUGUAACUUUGAUCACUUUGGUUAAGGUGGUUUCUGCCAUUCCUCUACACUUUGAAAUUUUCCAUUUCCCUUUGUAACAAACAAGCAACUUGUGUGGAGACAGAGAUUUUGUAAAUAUUGUAUUCCUCACCAAAAUUUCAGUUUAUUCACUUUUAUCUGUAUAGAUUCAUUAUAGUCUUUUAUUGUCACGAUUUAUUUUGAUACCCAAAUUGUCCCUGUUUGCCACUGGGAGCAUUUUAAAGCUGGCUUUUGUGUCUUCUACUUGCCCCCAUCAUUCUUUGAGCAAUUCCAUACUUUCUGGCACAAAAAGAUCAUUCAGCCUUAACUUGAAUUUUCCCUGCCACAGACCUCUCAGCCAUUUUCUCCAAAGAGCUCUGAUUCCUUUUGGAUGGAAACGAAUUCAGAAACAAGGUUGCCAGGUUUCCUCAUGCCUUCUAGAAGUAUCCUUGCUUCUAGCCCUCUACAUGACAAAGUUAGUCUUUUUGUCUAUUUGUAUAUCUAGCUAUCAUCUACUGAAAACUAUGACAUUACAUUGAUAAUAGCAUAUCCAUUCUAUACCGUAGUGUUUAUUAUGGUUUUCUCCCUUGUUCUAUCUGUACUGUUCUAUCUGUACCUAACUUCUCGAACAGUAAGAAAUUCAUAUCCUUUAAUCCUUCUAAUAAUUAUUUGAUCAAUUGCCUGUAAAUAACCAGUCUCUUCUGGCUGCCACACCCUCCUGUGUGGGAUGCCCUUUCCUCCGUACUGGGAAGCUGACAUCCCACCAGAACUGCCCUGGGCAUCCACCCUCCUUCUAAAGCUUGGGCUCUAGCACCACACCCUGAGGCCCUUGCCUUUCAGUCCCUCUCCUGCAGCACACAAAGCAAAAUGACCUGCUCUGCUCCACCCAAUGGCUUUAGCACUGAGUUGUUCAGGAAAUCGAAAACACUGUUCUCAUCUCAUAAGUGAGUUGGGGAGCAUUUACUUUACCACGAACAUAAGGAUUAAAUGUUUUUGAAGGUUUCUAGGAAAGCCAUGUAUGAAAGGCUCUUGGAAUGGUGUUUCUGAUGGGUAGAUUUUUGCUACUGAUUUUGUAUCAUUAACAGUCUGUUCAGGUUUUCUCUUCAAAUUAGUUUCGGUCACUUGUAUUUUCUAUAAAGUGUUUUCAUUUUUUUCUGGAGUAUUAACAAAGUUAGUAUUCUCUUUUGAUUUGAACAUAAUUCUGUUACAUCUUCACUUAUGUCCACUGCAUUUACAGUAUUAUUUUUGCUUUCAUACCUUUCUUUUACCCUCUUAUAGCCAGUUUUCCUUGGAGUUUUAUUUACCUUAAGAGUACUCUUAAAAUUCUUUUGUUUUAUUGAUCUUUACUGUUUCCUUUAGAAAAUUUAUUGCUUUCUAUUUUCUUUUACUUUGCUUGAGUUUGUUCGGUGGUUCUUUUUCUUAUUUCUUAAGCAGGAUAGUCUAAGAAUUCCCCACUGUGGUGCAGUAGGCUAAGAAUCCAGCUGCAGCAGCUCAGGUCACUGUGGAGGUGAGGGUUGACCCUGGUCCAGUGGGUUAAAAGGAUCCAUUGAUGCCACAGCUGCAGCAUAAGUCAGCUGUGGCUGGUAUCCAGUCUCUAGCCUGGGAACUUCCAUAUGCUGUGGGUGCAGCCAUUAAAAAAAAAUAACAAUAAUAAAAAAAAUAGCCUAUUUUUUAUUCCUAAUUUGUUUAAGGCAAUAUAUUUUCUCCUACUUACAACUUAUAUUCCAGAAGUUCUGAUAUGGAGUGUAUAUGUUAUAUUCAAUCCUAAAUACUUCCCAGUAUCUGCUAUAAUUUAUCUCAUUUAUAAUUUCAAAUGAGUGAUUUAAAAUUUUUUUCAAAUAUUUGGAUUUUGAAACACUAAUUUUUUCCUCUCUCUCUCUCUCUUUUUUUUUUUUUUUUUUUGGCCACAAUCACAGCAUGUGGAAGUUCCCAGGCCAGGAUCAAACCUGUGCCCCAGCAGUGACAAUGCCAGACUCUUAACUCUCUGCGCCACAAGAGAACUUGAAAAACACUAUUUUGUUGUUGGUGGUCUCUGGCUUUUAAAAAUUGCUUUGAAUGAGAUAAUAUGAUCCAUGUAAAAUCAAAUUUAAAAUAUUUCUUAACCUGUGCUCUGUGAUCUAAUGUGGUCAAUGUUUUUUAUCUUCCAAUUGUCCUUAAAAAAAAUAAGUUAAUUUUAUAUGUAUUUUUAACAUGUUCAUAGUAUGUUUAUUACCUAAAGCUCAUUAAUUGUGUUCAAAUAUUAUAUACUCUUACUGAUUAUCCUGCCUAUUAAAUCACUCUUCAAACAAUGA